AUGUAUCUAGCCCUACUAGAAGGUGAAGUUCUUCACGACGACGUGGUGGUGCACCCCAGCGCGCUCCUCAAGCCUCAAGGUGGAAAUAGCACAACUGCUAGACCGCCGGGCAUCGGAUUCCAGAAUCCAGCCACCAUGUAUCUAGCUGCCGCGGUUGUGAAAGCCUGUACCUUGAAAUGCUUCCUCGCUGGCUGGUGGUGUGAAUACCGCAUAUCCGAACUACUUCUCGGACGUUUCCGUGGUGGAGGUGGUGGUGGAGGUGGUGGUGGGCCAUCAUGGGAGCAAAACAACCAAACAACCAUACCCGUCGUCGUCGAGAGAAGGGAUGUUAACUCGGCCCCGAUGCUGUGCGAGCCUGCGAGGCUGACUGUCCAUCUGCGAACGGCACUCGAUUAUCUACAUCCGUCCGCUGCCGAAUACGGAAGUGUAUCUAGUCUAAGCAGCGAUGCACUGCACCAAGAGUCCAGGACGGGACAGUGGCAUGCGACAUGCGAGAGCGAACUCGAGAAUCGAGAUCCGACGGUGCCUCACGCCUCUUAUGCUGCUGUCGCUGCUUCUACUCUGGAGAGCGCCGGCGUGCGAAUCACACGACGCAGGCAUAUCUGGUACUCGAUGAAUCUACGUGAACCUACGUGUGCUCCAUUUCCCGAUUGCGAAGGGCUCUAUCAGACUUGCAGUGGGUACGACACUCCAUCAGUAUCCGCACAUACCACGGCACUCGAGCGCACAAUUACUCCAUGA
Messenger RNA from Tricharina praecox, 741 nucleotides. RefSeq lists its product as uncharacterized. The coding region runs from base 1 to 741 and encodes 246 amino acids. NCBI's taxonomy places the organism in Eukaryota, Fungi, Ascomycota, Pezizomycetes, Pezizales, Pyronemataceae. The transcript has 14 exons. The record is from RefSeq and is a predicted model, not a curated record.